Molecule: messenger RNA, 8907 nt
Organism: Epinephelus fuscoguttatus (brown-marbled grouper)
Lineage: Eukaryota; Metazoa; Chordata; Actinopteri; Perciformes; Serranidae
Gene: nomo
Product: nodal modulator
Exons: 47
Coding region: 128-6112 (1994 amino acids)
Cellular component (GO): endoplasmic reticulum membrane
Molecular function (GO): carbohydrate binding
Source: RefSeq, a predicted model, not a curated record
UCUGGGAAAGGCUGUGUUGUCUUCCUGACAGCCGACAGUCAACUCCAGCUGACAAAGUCUGCCAUGUUCAUUUCCAGCUAAUAUUAUUACGCAAGAAAUAGUUAUUGUCUGUUCAGAAACGGGAACGAUGGAGGUCGACUCAGUCUUCUACACUGACAAUAGUGGAAGGGUCAACAGUAACCCACUGCUGGACCAGCUCCCCAGCUACCAGUCCCUGCUGUACCGCAGGAAGUCAUCGGCUGCUGGCACCAAACGUAGGAGCAGCUCCAGAGGGAGACUUGGCUCUUCAGGCAGUGGGAAGUGGGGCAUUAACACAUUCAGAAGACAUAAGGAGAAACAGAAGAGCCUGAUGGAGCAGAGACCCGUCAGGGAACUGGCCAAGACCAUGGCGGAUAAACGCAGAGAGAAAACGCAGCGCUUGGAGGAUGAUCGAGAGCUCAGCAGAGUGACGCAGUUGAAGCACAACACCAGCAGGUAUCUGAGGAGGCUGAAGGAUGAUGCCCAAGAAUGGGUGAACUCCCUGAAGCUCUGGAGAGGAGACAUCCACCUGAUAGAGGGAACGUUCGGCACAGGGAUCCUGUCUUACUUCUCCUUCCUACGCUACCUGGUCAUGCUCAACUUGAUCAUCUUCCUGCUCAUGUUCAGCUUCGUCAUGCUACCCCUCAUCGUAGCCCCCAGCGCUUCAGGGAACAUCACCUACAACCAGAACGAGGGAGGUGUGUGCAGUUUUUAUCCAAGCAGCGCCCGGCGAGGUCUGGUGAUCUUUCAUGAGCACAUUACAGAUCUGCUGUCCGGUGGAGGUUUCCUGGAACAGACCUAUCUUUUCUAUGGCUACUACAAGGCGGACAAAAUACACUUUCCAAAGGCUACAUAUAAUCUGCCGCUGGCAUACCUGCUGGUCACCAUUGCCUACCUGUUCCUCAGUCUCAUCUGGAUUGUUAAAAGGUCUGCCACAGGAUUCAAACGUAACCUGAUUCAGGAUGAGGAUCGCUUUCAGAGUUUCUGCAACAAGAUUUUUGCUGGCUGGGACUUCUGCAUCACGAACGAGAAUGCCGUGAAGCUGAAGAGAAGCAGUUUGCUCUAUGAGCUCAGGACGGAUUUGGAGGAGGAAAGGAUCAAACAGAAAAUAGCAGAUCGCACUCGCAAAGAGAAGUGUCGGAUUUACAUCGUCCGCCUCAUUCUCAACCUUUUUGUCAUCUCCGUACUGGCUGGUUGCUUCUACAGCAUUUAUGUGGCCACCAUCUUCUCCCAGAAAGUACAGAUGGAUAAGAUAAAGGAGAAUUUCAUUGUGGAUCUCAUCUAUGAGUAUCUGCCCUCAAUUGUUAUCACCACGGCCAACUUCAUCACCCCCCUCCUCUUCUCUGUUAUCAUCAAUUUUGAGGACUACUCACCUGCCUUUGAGAUCCGCUUCACUCUCAUGAGGUGUGUCUUCAUGAGGUUGACCAGUAUCGGGGUCUUGCUCUUUUCUCUCUGGUAUCAGAUCACUAAAUGUGAAACAGACCCCUGCAUCUGUGGUUACAACCAUAAGCUUUAUUCUUGCUGGGAGACCCGUGUGGGCCAGGAAAUGUACAAACUCACCAUCUUUGACUUCAUCAUCAUUUUCGCAGUCACCAUUUUUGUGGAGUUUCCCAGAAAGCUGAUAGUGAAGCACUGUGACUGUGGCCUGGCUAAGUGGUGGGGCCAGCAAGAGUUUGCUAUUCCUCAGAAUGUGCUCGAGAUUGUCUAUGGACAGACCAUCUGCUGGAUCGGCACCUUCUACAGCCCGAUGCUGCCCGCCAUCUGCACUAUUAAAUACUUCUUUAUCUUCUAUAUCAAAAAGGUGUCAUUGAUGAACAAUUGUCGUCCAGCCACACGUCCGUUCCGAGCUUCCAGCUCCAACUUCUUCUUCCUGGUUGUGCUGCUGAUCGGCCUGGCUCUGGCCUGUGUGCCUGUCAUCUUCAGUGUGGCGCAAAUAAACUCUUCCCAAGCCUGUGGACCAUUCGUUAAUUACAACACCUCCUGGGCGGUGCUGCCAACUACAGUAUCCACGUUACCUCAUGGAAUCAGAACACUCCUCUUCGCCCUCUCGUCAGAGGCCUUCGCCGUCUCCUUCUUUGUUAUAACAUGUUUGGCCAUGUUUUAUGUGAUCGCACUCGCUGGAGCUCACAAGAGAGUCAUCAACCAGCUAAGAGAGCAGCUAGCCAUGGAGGGCCGAGACAAGCGUUUCCUCAUCCAAAAGCUGUGCCAGGCCCAGAGGCUCUCCUCUAUCAAAUCCCCAGGCUCCAAACCUCAGCCCCGCAGCAGCAGCAGAAGCAGCCCCAGCUACCACACCAGCUUCUCCAAUAACUUCAAUGAAAGUGUGUUCCUGGCACACUCGCCUCCUGACUCCUCCACGCAUCAGCUCAGCUGGUACGGAACCGGAGGCAGCGUGCUGUUGCUCGGCUCAUCGAGAGAUCUGUCAGUCAAAAUGUUGAGAAUUACGAUACGGGCAGACGUGGGAGCCCUUUGGGUGUUAUUCUGUAUCACGUAUUCGCAGUUUCUAACCGUGGCCUCUGAUGAUAUAGUGGUGGCCUGCGGGGGAUUCGUGAAAUCCGACGUUGAGAUCAAUUACUCCCUGAUCGAGAUUAAACUGUACACCAAACAAGGGUCCUUGAAAUAUCAAACGGAUUGUGCUCCAAUCAAUGGCUACUUUAUGAUCCCUCUCUAUGACAAGGGGGACUUUGUUUUGAAGAUUGAGCCUCCUCUUGGGUGGAGCUUUGAGCCGACCAGUGUUGACCUCCAUGUGGAUGGAGUGAGUGACAUCUGUACAAAAGAAGAAGACAUCAACUUUGUCUUCACUGGCUUCUCCGUCUCAGGAGCGGUUCUGAGUAAAGGCCAUCUCCUUGGUCCGGCUGGAGUAGAAGUCAAACUCACCCGAGCUGGAACGGAGGAGAAACUCCAGAGUGUGGUCACACAGCCUGGAGGAAAGUAUACCUUUUUAAAAGUACUCCCUGGAAAUUAUGACAUCACAGCUGCCCAUCCCUCCUGGACUCUGGAGCAGAGCGCUACCUCAGUACUCGUCACAAAUGCCAAUGCCCCGGCCGCCGACCAUCUGGUAGUUGGAGGCUACGAUGUCUCAGGGGAGGUCCGCAGUGAUGGAGAGCCCAUGAAAGAGGUCACCUUCCUACUGUACUCAGCCACAGUCAAGAAAGAGGAUGUUAGUGGCUGUAACACAUCCCCAGUGGAGGGGGCAGAUUCUGGGGACAGCUCCCUGGUCUACCUGUGCAGCGCUCUAUCCAGGGAAGACGGGACCUUCGUCUUCCCCUCACUGGCCAGCGGCGAGUACACUGUGGUGCCUUUCUACAGGGGAGAGAGAAUCACAUUUGAUGUCGCUCCUUCCAGGAUGAAUUUUAAGGUGGAACACAACAGUUUGAAACUAGAGCCCAUCUUCCGUGUCAUGGGCUUCUCCGUGACAGGCCGAGUUCUCAAUAGUGUAGGUGGAGAGGGCGUUCCUGACGCCACAGUGUCCCUCAACAACCAGAUCAAAGUCGUCAGCAAGGAGGACGGUUCUUUCCGGUUGGAGAACAUGACGGCGGGUACCUACACCAUCCGUGUCAGCAAGGAUCUCAUGUUCUUUGAGCCAAUCACAGUGAAGAUCGCCCCCAACACACCCCAACUUCCUGACAUCAUCACAGCAGGGUUCAGUGUGUGUGGCCAGAUUUCCAUCAGCCGCUUGCCUGAGGGCAUGAAGCAGCAGGGCCGUUACAAGGUCACUCUGACACACCGGGGCCAAGACAAGGCCUCCAGCAGGACCAUCGACUCUGAUCCUCAGGGGGCGUUCUGCUUUCAGGCCAAACCUGGAGACUACAGUGUCCAUGUAUCUCUCCCCGAGGUGGAGGUGAAAGCAGGCCUUGCUCUGCAGCCUCAGGCCCUGGAGGUCUCCCUCGUGGACCGGCCCCUCACAGACCUACUUUUUACCCAGUUCAUGGCUUCUGUCUCUGGAAAAGUCUACUGUUUAGCGUCCUGUGAUGACCUGUCAGUAACACUUCAACCAGUGAGUCGGCAGGGAGAGAGACGGACGGUGGCUCUGUCUGGCAGCAGCGACAUCCUGAGCUUCUCCUUUGAAGACGUUUUACCUGGGAAAUACAAAGUCAGUAUUACUCAUGAGGAAUGGUGCUGGAAGCAUAAGUCCAUGGAAGUGGAGGUUCUGGACUCUGAUGUCGUUGGGGUGGAGUUCAGACAGAUUGGCUACAUCCUGCGCUGCUCCCUCUCCCAUGCCAUUACUUUGGAGUUCUUCCAAGAUGGCAGCAAACCUGAGAAUGUCGGCGUGUACAACCUCUCUAAGGGAGUCAACCGCUUCUGCCUCUCCAAGCCAGGUGUUUACAAAGUCACCCCUCGCUCCUGCCACCAGUUUGAGCAGGACUUCUACACCUACGAUACCUCAGCCCCCAGUAUCCUCACCCUCACCGCAGUGCGGCAUCACAUGACUGGGCUCAUCACCACCGACAAGAUCCUAGAUGUCACCGUGACUAUCAAGUCAUCUAUUGAGAGCGAGCCAGCGCUGGUGCUGGGUCCCCUGCGAAGUCUGGAGGAGCAGAGGCAGGAGCAGCAGCUCCAAGAGAUUCAACUGCGCCGUCAGGAACGAGAGCGCCGCGCCGCUGAAGAGGAUGGAGGUGCCAGGGACGACAGCCCGCCUAUCCAGGAGAAGGCUGAUGAACUGACGGGUCCUUUCCACUAUGAGUUCUCCUACUGGGCCAGGGCUGGAGAGAAGAUCACAGUGACACCCUCAUCCAAAGAACUGCUGUUCUACCCUCCUGAGGUCGAGGCCACCAUCACUGGAGAGUCGUGUCCAGGUCGUCUGGUGGACAUCACAGGGCGCGCAGGUCUCUUCCUGGAGGGCAAGGUGUCGCCAGAGCUACAGGGUGUGGAGAUCUCUAUCACUGAAAGAGGAGCUGCUGCGCCGCUCAUCACUGUGGCCACCAAUGAGAUGGGAACAUACAGUGUGGGCCCGCUCCACAGCGACCGGCAGUACGACAUCAGCGCCAGUAAAGAAGGUUUCGUCCUGAGUCCCGUCGAAGGAACCCAGGGAGAUUUCAAGGCGUUCGCUCUGGCUGGUGUGACCUUCAAGAUCAAAUCGGAGGAUGGUCUUCCCCUGUCAGGUGUCCUCCUGUCCCUGAGUGGAGGACAGUUUCGCUCCAACCUGUUGACUCAGGACACCGGCCUGCUCACCUUUAAUAACCUGAGUCCUGGUCAGUAUUACUUCAAGCCCAUGAUGAAGGAGUUCCGCUUUGAGCCGGCGUCUCAGAUGAUCACAGUGGAGGAGGGUCAGAACCUCAGUAUCGAUAUAACUGGCAUUAAGACUGCUUACAGCUGCUACGGAGCAGUGCAGUCUCUGAGUGGAGAUGCAGAGAGGGAUGUGGCUGUGGAGGCAGUGGGACAGGGAGAGUGUAGCCUCUAUAGCGAGGACACCGUCACUGAUGAAGAGGGUCGCUUCAGACUCAGGGGUCUGCUGCCUGGUUGCAAAUAUCUAAUUCAGCUGCGAGCUGAAGGCAACGACCACAUAGAGAGGGCCUUACCACAACACAGAGCCAUAGAGGUCGGCAGUAGUGACAUUGAAGGGGUCAACAUCAUCGCCUUCAGGCAAAUCAAUCAGUUUGACCUCAGUGGAAACGUCCAGACGUCCCCUGAACAUCUCGCAACGCUAUCGGUGAAGCUUUACAAGAGCGACAAUCUGGACAACCCAAUCAACAGCGUCUCUCUGGGACAGUCCCUCUUCUUCCACUUCCCUCCUCUGGACAGAGAUGGAGAGAGUUACGUGCUGAUGCUGUACUCCACGCUGUCCCGCUCCCAGUAUGACUUCACUCUGCCUCAGGUCUCCUUCACCUCCAGCGGCUACCACAAGCACGUCACACUCACCUUCAACCCCACUCGUAAAGUGCCUGACCAGGAUGUUGCCCAGGGCUCCUACAUAGCUCUGCCCCUCACGCUGCUGCUCCUGUUAGCAGCGUACAACCAUGAGAAGGUAAUCCCACUCCUCUUACAAGUGGUGAACCGUAUCCAGGGAGUGAGGAGCAUGGCCCAGGUCAGCAGUGACAGCGCCGCUCUGGAUGAAGCCAAACGUCAGGCCAAGAGACAGAAAGCCAGGCGCACAUGAGGACCUGCAAUCACGGCUCACCUCAGACCACAUCUUCGCACUCUAAUUGGUACACCUGCACACAUGGUUACAGCCUCAGAGAGCACUGCGGGUUAGCUCAUAGGACGCAGGUUCACUAGAUAAACCUCUUAACGUUUGGAGUGGCUAAUUGUGGGUGCAAGUGAACUGUUUAGCUCGCUAGGAUGUGAUUUGGCCCCCGAGUGAAGCCCAACAUGAACCACUCAAUACGCAUUACCACCACCUCAUCAGCCACUCGGAUUCACUGGACUGAUCGCUGACAUUUUACAGGUUGUUUUCUUCUGUUGCUUUUUUUUUUAACUCCUUUUUUUCCAGAACACUCGUGUCUAAAAAAAAAAAAAUGUUAAUAUUUGUGAUAGAAUAUGAGCCAUUUUUAUACAUUUGUAAUUUAUCUAGGUCAACUAAAAUCUUUUGCUUGUGUUUUGGAAGCACUUGAAUGCUUUUGAUAUCAGUCCUGACAUAGUUUGGGACAAUCAGGCAGCGUGGAUGAUCAUGUGACUCAGAUUCCAGCAUUUGGGUCAAUUCAGCGAAUACACAAAGGAGACUGUCAUCAAAGUGUGGCUGGAAUUAUAUAAAAUGUAUUCAUAACUACCUAUAUUAACUUAAAGGGACAGUUCACCACCAAAUCAAAAAUAUACAUUUUUCCUCUUACCUGUAUUGCUGUUUAUACAUCUAGAUAGUUUUGGUGUGAGUUGCUGAUUGUUGGAGAUAUCGGCCAACUAGAUGGCACUCAGCUUGUGGUGCUCAAAGCACCAAAAAGAAUAGAUUUUUAAAAAAAACCUCAACAGCAUGUCUCUUUUCAGAAUCAUGACCUGGGUACUCAGGAUAGUCCGCAGACCUUGUUGCGAGCAGUUUCAUGUAGGAACUUUAUUCUUUAUACCAAAGUAACCACAUCACAGCACAGAAGGAAGAGUGCAUCUACUCAUGAACAAGAGGCUUGUGCUCAUGAUAGCACAGGAUGUAAACAUUAAUGGCGUCCUCCUCGGCUGAGCUGUGAUGUUAGCUAGCUCAGUGUCGCUAGCAGUAUGUGCAAACUUCCUUCUGCACCGUGAUUUGGUUGGCAGGUGUAGUGCGGUAGAAAAAUAGGAAGGAAGGAAAAAUGUAUAUUUUUUUAUUUGGGGUCGAACUGUCCCUUUAAGGUAAUUUAAAAUGUAAUGGUUCCAUUGAUUUCUAUGGAUCAAAUAAGGGUCAAAUAACAUUUAAAGCUUGUGAAACGAUAAUCAGAAAUAUUUUCAAAGCUUGUUUUGUACAUCACCCUUGAGGAAAAACUCUGCAUGAGGAGUUUCUGAAUGUGAAGAAAAGAUCUGUGUUUGUAGAAAGGCACCGUCAUCAAGGCCACUGUACAUCUCACAAUGUUAAUGAAAGGGAAAAAUAAUUUGUGUACCCACCCCAUGAUUCGGAUCCGCUCCAACAUUUAAUGGAUUCUUCCUUGGCCCAUGCUCCAUCCUUCCCCCAAGUUUCAUGAAAAUUGGCCUGGUAGUUUUUCUGUAAUCCUGCCGACAAACAAACUCUCCUUGGUAGCAAGGUUAUUACAGUUAAUUAAAAACAAACUAAAAAGUAAAACUCUUUAUAAACUUUAUAAAAUAAUAAAAAUAUACUGGAAAUUUGGUCAAAUCUGUUAACACAACAAGUGUGAGGAGGUACUGGUGCAUCUGUUUAUUCAGACUGAGGUGUCUACAUGACUCUGAGUCAGUUGCCCUCACAAGGUGUUGUGGUCGUAUUUUAAUAUCUAUGUAUGAACUUUAAUUUUACCCCUGAAAAAUACCCCAAUAUUACAUUUAAAAAAAAGUAGAACUAAUACUGAAACUAAUAAACACUAAACUGAAACAAGCAAACCCACUCUGGAAACUGAAACUAAACUGAAUUAAAAACAAAACAAAAAAAAUAAAAACUAUAACAACACAUUUUUCAGCAUGAGGGUGAUGAACAAGCUCUAUAUCUUUUUGACACUUACUUGACUCCGUACCUUUAAUACCAAACUGCAUCAGCCCCGAGCUGAAUUGACUUCUAUAAUGCCAUCACAAACGUGGGAUGUGUAACUAUGAUUGAAAGACAGCCAAAGACUUUGACAAGCUAACAAACGCUGUAUACAGUUGUCAGUCAUGUCACACCACUCAAAUAUAAAAACACCCACCGGUUACUGUAAUGCGCUCCACUUCUGAUGGUAUUUUAUAAGCUCUUAAGUGUGAUGCAAGAUUGACUUUAUGUCAGUUUCAGCUCAGGAAAGUGGUGGUCGAUAGGAUGCUGGAAAUUUGGGGUUUGAAUACUGUGUGAGAAGAUUUUUUUUUUUUUUUGUGGGGGGGUUGACCAGGGUGGGCGGGCUGGGGAGCUAUAACUGAUAAUUUAUUAACAAAUGUCUAAUCAGAUGUGAAUGAUAACCCAGUUUGUAUGCUGGGGAAUGUCUUUCAGAAGUGUGUGUGUUUUGAAAGAUGUUCUGUCAGAUGAAGUGUGCGACAAGUUAAUUCAAAGAGCAACAUUAAAUUUAAGAAGACUGACAUCCACAGAAGGGAGAAUGAAUGAGGAUAAUCUAACAGAGGGUGUGUCACGACCUUGAGUCAAACUUAAAAUGAUAAGACAGAAUUGUAAUUUCAUGAGCUCUUUGUCUUAUUGAGCUGUGUAAUGCACUGUGAAAACUACGCACCCCAAUUAUUUUUUCUGUGUUUAAUUCAUCUGCCCUCGGUUGUGGCUGAAAGAUGUAAAGGCCACUGACUAUUUACUGAGUUGAAAGAUAUUCCAAUUAGUCCACAUUAAGGGGGAGUUGAUUAGUUUUGGUUGGG